GCCUUUCUACAAUCAGACGAAAUAGUAGUGUCAACCAAAUAUGGCAAAUAGAGUUGGAUCAUUUUGCCUUAACACCUUUAGUAGGCGUUUGAGCAGUGCUCCUUUGCCAUCUUAUAAUUUUAAGCCCAAAAACUACGAGGGACCAGCGUACGAAAAAACAACCACGUUGAAAGCAGCGCACAUACCUCCGGCUGUAUAUAAUGUAUACAAAAAUCCUGUUCUUAUUCACCAAGGCCACAUGCAGUGGCUAUUUGACCACAAAGGAAGAAGAUACUUAGAUCUGUUUGGAGGAAUUGUCACAGUUUCAGUAGGACACUGCCACCCAAAAGUGGUAGCGGCUUUGAAAGAACAAGCAAAUAAACUUUGGCAUACGACUAACAUUUAUAGACAUCCCAAAAUUUAUGAUUAUGUUGAAAAACUGGCUUCGAAAUUCAGUGGUGAUUUGAAGGUGGUUUACUUGGUAAAUAGUGGAACUGAAGCCAAUGAAUUAGCCAUUCUACUUGCUAAGUCCUAUACAGGCAAUAACGACAUUAUCUCACUCCAAGGCAGCUAUCACGGGUACUCGAACACCAUCCAGGGACUGACAGCGACCCAAUGUUACCGGAUGCCAAUACCUGUUCCAAGCGGGAUACAUCAUGCUAUGUUACCAGACCCUCUUCGUGGUAUUUGGGGAGGCUGCAGGGACUCCUUGUCUCAAGUACCCGGAUCUUGUGCUUGUCCAGAGGAUUGUGUCACUUCCGACAAAUAUGUUCACCAGCUCAGUGAAUUAAUAGAUAACUCAAUUCCCAAAGGAAAAGUGGCAGGAUUUUUUGCUGAAUCAAUUCAAGGAGUAAAUGGCACUGUUCAAUUUCCCAAAGGAUAUCUGAGAAAAGCUGCAGAGCUAAUACGUAAAAAUGGCGGCAUUUAUAUAGCCGACGAGGUCCAGACUGGAUUCGGUCGUAUGGGUGAUACGUUUUGGGGCUUUGAAACUCAUGGUGUUGUACCUGAUAUUGUGACGAUGGCAAAGGGCAUAGGGAAUGGUUUUCCAUUGGCAGCUGUUGUUACAAGAAAAGAAAUAGCAGAUGCACACAUGCGUGCUACUUAUUUCAAUACAUUUGGCGGAAAUCCUUUGGCUUCAACAGUCGGUGAAGCUGUUUUAAACGUGAUCGAAGAGGAAGAUUUGCAACUGAACAGUAAGAUUAUUGGACAAUAUUUUAUAGAAAAUUUGAUGGAUCUACAAAAGGUGUACCCCGUUAUUGGUGAUGUUCGCGGCAAAGGUUUAAUGUUGGGAAUUGAAUUGGUUGAACCUGGAACAAAAGAGGCUUUGAAUGUCACUAGUGUUUCAGAAAUACAGGAAAAUAUGAAAGAUCUUGGAAUUUUAAUCGGGCGUGGAGGAAGAUACAACAACGUACUGAGAAUAAAGCCUCCCAUGUGUAUAACAAAAGACGACUUCACUUCGAAAGUGGUCUCCUGCGAGAAAACCAAGGAGCCGAUAAUAGAAUACGGGAAGACAUCGAAGUUUGAAGGAUACGCGGUCACUUUAGAGAAUACAAUACUGUUCCCGGCCGGCGGUGGACAGCCCCAUGAUAUUGGCAAACUGAAUGAUGUGGAAGUGCUGCAAGUGUUGCGGAAGGGUGAAGAAGCCAUACACUUCACGAGGGAGCCGCUGGAAGUGGGCAGUGUUGUCACGCAGCGCGUCCACUGGGACCGGCGCUUCGAUCACAUGCAGCAGCACUCAGGCCAACAUCUCCUCUCGGCAAUCUUAGAGACAGAGUACAACCUCCCGACCACGAGCUGGUGGCUCGGCGAACAAGAGUGCUACGUGGAGCUGGCCAGCACGGCGGUGCCGGAGGAGGCUGCUCGGGCGGCGGAGCGGCGCUGCAACGAGCUCAUACGGCAGGCGAGGCCGGUCGUCGUCAAGAUUAGCAGGAAGGGAGAUGAAGCACUUGAUGAGGCGCAGACUCGGGGGCUGCCCGCUGACUGCGUGUCCACCAUCCGCGUGAUCAGCAUUGAAGGCGUCGACGACAACAUGUGCUGCGGCACCCACGUCUCCAACCUCAGCCAACUCCAAGUGAUAAAGCUGCUGGGCUGCGAGCCCGGCAAGAAGGGGAAGACCAACCUGCGCUUCCUGGUGGGCAACCGCGUGCUCCAGCACUUCCAGCUCAUGCAGGGACGCGAGCAGGCGCUCACCGCACUACUCAAGAACGAACCAAAGAAACAUGAAGAGCUGGUGCAGAAGCUGCAGAGGAACCUGAAGCUAGCCAGCAAGAACCUGCAGGGCGUGCUCUCGGAGCUGGCGCGGCUGGAGACGCGGCGGAUACGGGCGGAGGCGCCCGCGUUCGUGGCCACGUGCAGGAAGGACGCCACGCCGGACUUCAACAGGGCAAUCUGCAAGGGUCUGGAAGACACGGAGGUGUUCGUGUGUCUGGCGGCGGAAGACCCGGACAAGCCCAGGGAGGGACAGAUACUCAUACAGGGGCCGGAACAACACUGCACCGCUUUAGGGACCCAGAUAACGGAGUUGCUGAAAUGCAAGGGCGCGUUCAAACACGGCAAGUUCCAGGGCAAAGCGGGCGACCUCAGCGGCUUCAGUAAAUGCCAGAAAUUGAUUGAAGACUACUUUAACAAUAUCUCAUAAUACUUAUUUAAA
Molecule: messenger RNA, 2629 nt
Organism: Leguminivora glycinivorella
Lineage: Eukaryota; Metazoa; Arthropoda; Insecta; Lepidoptera; Tortricidae
Product: alanine--glyoxylate aminotransferase 2, mitochondrial
Exons: 18
Coding region: 41-2617 (858 amino acids)
Biological process (GO): tRNA aminoacylation; glyoxylate catabolic process
Cellular component (GO): mitochondrion
Molecular function (GO): ATP binding; L-alanine:glyoxylate transaminase activity; pyridoxal phosphate binding
Source: RefSeq, a predicted model, not a curated record